Stylonychia lemnae is the source of this 705-nucleotide messenger RNA. NCBI's taxonomy places the organism in Eukaryota, Ciliophora, Spirotrichea, Sporadotrichida, Oxytrichidae. The record is from the annotation of a GenBank genome assembly.
AUGAGACAUGCUAACCGACGAUCAAGUUAGGAGGACAAACCUAAAAUAUGGCUGGAUAACUACGGUGCAGGGAACAAUGCGAGUCCGCUUGAAGUGCAUGUCUACUGGCAUGAGAUUAUGAAGCUGGAAAAGAAUUCUAAGAAGCAUCACUAUGAGUAAAAUGAAUUAAGGCAUCGAGAUUUGUAUAACUCAUACAUUCCACCUAAAAAUAAUAACGAUACUAUGCUCAAAGAUACAAGAUUUACCUCAGACUUCGGAAAGAUUCUAGUCACACCAACUAGCUAAACAGCAGGUUAGCUAAAGGAUCUGUUGAAGUACAAGAACAAAUUAAGAGAUUAUGAGUUCAAGGCUGAUGAAGAUGAGCUGAGAUAAACAGGUAAUAUUCAUCAGUAUUACUCAAAGAAAGUCAGAGAUCUGAGUAGAGACCCUACUAAGGCUAAAAAUCUAGAGUAAACCUAUCUCAAUAAAACUGGCUUUGGAUUUCAUAAGCAUAAACUAUCAGGGUAAAAUAUCGGAAAAGUUAGCAAAAAUGCUUAAGGAAUAGCUAUUACAGAUAGACUGAAUAUUUCAGCAAAUAUAGAUGGAAACGCUAGAAUCAAAACAAGUUAAAAAGUGAGAGAACUUUAGAGAGAACUAGAAAGUAAUAGAAAUCUGAGGCAGCUUGCUGAAAGGCAGUUGUCUCAAAUGAAAAUAUAGCAAUUAUGA